Molecule: messenger RNA, 1675 nt
Organism: Pyrus x bretschneideri (Chinese white pear)
Lineage: Eukaryota; Viridiplantae; Streptophyta; Magnoliopsida; Rosales; Rosaceae
Product: probable inactive heme oxygenase 2, chloroplastic
Exons: 4
Coding region: 907-1257 (116 amino acids)
Biological process (GO): phytochromobilin biosynthetic process; heme oxidation
Molecular function (GO): heme oxygenase (decyclizing) activity
Source: RefSeq, a predicted model, not a curated record
UUAAAUGAAAACGAGUCGCUAAAUUUGAUUUGUUCAACUGAUGUGCAUGUGGCUCAUGUGCAGUAGCGAAACUCUCCAUACAAUCUCUAAUUCCCCAAAUGUUGCUCCGCCUCUGUUACACAACCCGCCGCUACUGCCACCACCUCUUCCCCCACCACCACCGUCAUCACAAUCCCGCCCGCUUAUUUUCCUCUUCCACUUCCAGAAACCCCGACGAGCCCCCCAACAAUUUCAAGAAUUCCGACCAAGUCCCCCAUCCUCCGUCUGUUCUACACCGCCGCUUAAACCCUCUGUAUUCUGUCCCUGGCGCUUCCUCUCUCCCUCGCGCCGCCGCUAUCGCGCUCUCCGGCACUCUCGCCUCCGCCCUGAUCGCCUUGUUCGUCGUCGUUUCGACGGACUGCUACGACAAGUCGUUGAAUCCUGUACAUAACGGAGUACGACAUGCCGUCCUCAAAUCCACCAAGUCGUUCAGGAAGCUUCUCCACCACGCUAAACAGACCGGCGUCGGCGCCUCCGUUCUCUGGCACUCUCUCAGCUCCAUCUUGUCCUCUGCCAACCACGAGGUCCGCUCCGGCUUCGAGCUCCGGGUCGCUGCAUUCCUUGCCGAUAUUGCCGCCGCCAAUGCCAGCCGAAGGUCGCCCUUGUUGGGGCUGGAGGUGGCGCCGUUGUCGAUUGGCUGCUCGAGUCGGUGGCUGUCCCUAGGGAUGGGUGUGGGAGCCAGGCCGAGUCGGCUAGAGCUCUCGCCUUCUUGAUCUCCGAUCCUAAUGUGUCCGCCCCCGUGCUUGGCAGGCCCGGCGCCGUUCCCAAUCUCUUUAGGUUCAUUUUCUCCUGCCAGCCUCAUCCGUCUAAGAAGGUGAGCUUUCUCCAUUCUUCUCUUGAAUUUCGUUGAAUUUUUCGAAUUAGGAAAUGUUUGGACCCAGCAAUCCAGGAGUUUCUUAUGCCAAGUAUUUGGAGGGGCUUUCUGCACAUUCUGCUCCAUUGUUCCUCUGCCACUUCUACAAUAUCUACAUUUCGCAUAUAGCUGGUGGGCAGGUCAUUGCAAGACAGGUAUCUGAGAAGUUGCUGGAAGGAAGGGAGUUGGGGUUUUACACAUGGGAAGGGGACGUGCAGGAGUUGUUGAAAGGUGUUCGUGAGAAGCUCAACAAGCUCGGAGAGCAUUGGACUCGAGAUGACAAAAACAAAUGCUUAAAAGAAACAACAAAAUCAUUUCGGUAUUUGGGGCAGACAGUUCGUUUGAUCAUCCUAGAGCCCAAGUAAUCUGAAUCAAACUGCUCGGGAGAUCACUUAUCGUAGCAUUGGUCUAGGGUGGACUCAUUUUUGUGUAGAAGGUGAUUUUUCGACAGGCUUAACUCUACGAGCUGGAGAUGAACACCAUUGCAUCACUUAUCUAGAGAGAAGACGAGGACGUCUUGUAUACUUUUCUUCCGUAAGGCUGCGCUGAGCACAAGAAGCAGCUUCUGCGCAAGAAUCGUGGAUUUUCGUAGUCUUUCAGAUUUUGGAAGCCCUUGUAGUAGUAUCGUAGUCUUAGGAUGAUGUACAAGGGGAUUGAGAAAGCACCCAAACUGCAACUAGAUAGUUUUAAGGGAAGAAUAUGUUAACAAAUGCAAGAAUAUUGAUACUGAAUUAUUACUGAGUUAACUCAGAGAUGGCAAUUUUAAACCUCUUUUGAUUUGUA